AUGCUCGUCGGCCGCCGUGUGACCUUCUGCCGCCCCAACGGCCAGCAUGACGGCACACUCCAGCUCCGCCACAACAACGAGCUACGCCUCAUCCGCAACGAGCCCAACUUCGCCAUCGUCAUCAACCCGCCCCUCCCCCUCCCCAACAGCCCCGUCCAUCCCUUCUCGCAGCACCCCUUCCAGCAACACGCCAAGCCCCACGACCCGCCAGUCCGCAGCCGCAUUACGUGGCACCCUAGUGUGGGCUGGACGACGGUCGCUGCCAACGACGGGGUCGUUUUCUCAUCUGCGAGUUCCCUGCUGAAGAGCCUGAUCGUGGUUCACCGGGUGCUGGCUGUGGGCGGCAUGUCCCAGUCGCCACCAAUGGCGGUAGACCGGUAAGUGGACGGAUGAAGAGGGCAGGUCGCUCACGCCAUGUGUCAAAAUGUGUGUCAGGAGUGCGCGUGGAGGUUAUCUGGAUGGCGUGCUGACUCGAUCACCUCACACGCCCCUUGACGACUGCUCACACGUGAUGGCACACGAGGUGGUCGGUGGGAUGUGUAGGCAAUCGCAUUGGCUGACAUCAUCAAACGACCCGUUCAUCGCAUGGAUUGCCAUGCGCAUCCCUCCAGGCGACAACCAGAACGGUACGCUUACACGUAAGAGACCAGCAAACCCACAACACCCCCAUGCUGUCGUGGUGUCUGAUUUUGUGCUCAUGGCUGCGUGCAGUAGAGGUCACCAUCAAUACCAGCGAGGCGCCAGCAGCAGGUGUGGCCAAUGACGAGCCUUCGCCCAGCGAUUCCCCCUGACGGCCGCCAAGGCCCGUCUCGUCCUCGGCCCCAUCGCGUCCAUCGUCCUCGACCGCCAGGCACCAUAGACAGGAGGUGAGGGCCACACACAUGAUGCAGAGAACCUGCUCUAUGUAUAUGCUGUAUGUUGGUGUGUGUUCUGUAGGGCGGCUGGCUGACGUCAAGGAAAGACACACAAGUUGAAGUAGCUGACUGUCUGGUGGGCGAGGGGGCCAGCGGACUGGUGUGUGGUGGUGUCUGCAUUGUAUCUGUUGGCUGCAUGUCGGCAUGGCAGUGACAAUGGACACAUCCGUGGACACAUUUGUGUGUGUACAGAGACAGAAGUGUGCGUGUGACAUCCGUAAUGCCCGUCGUCAUUGCCAGACUGUGUG
Molecule: messenger RNA, 1162 nt
Organism: Vitrella brassicaformis
Lineage: Eukaryota; Vitrellaceae
Source: the annotation of a GenBank genome assembly